This is a messenger RNA of Vidua chalybeata, 786 nucleotides long. RefSeq lists its product as uncharacterized. The record is from RefSeq and is a predicted model, not a curated record. The coding region runs from base 16 to 669 and encodes 217 amino acids. NCBI's taxonomy places the organism in Eukaryota, Metazoa, Chordata, Aves, Passeriformes, Viduidae. The transcript has 3 exons.
CCGGGACCGCUCCGCAUGCCCCGGCGGGACCGUGUGUCCGGGCUCGUGUCCGCGGUCUGUUUGCAAUCAGCCCCGGAGCCGCGUGCGGCCGGGCCGGGUGCCAGCCCCAGCCUGGAAAAGGGGGAGCGGGAGCGGCGGGAGCCAGAGCCAGGGAGCGCAGCCCGGCGAGCGGCCGCGGGACUGGGGAGGCGGCACCUGCCCUGCCCGGCCCUGCGGGACAACAAUCCGUGGGGACACGGGGACAUGGCCCGGCUGCUGCCCCUCCUGCUGCUCGCCGCCCUGGGCUGCGCGGCCAGGCCGGGCCGGCGGCCGGCGGCGGGGGACGAUGGAGCGGACGCCCAGAGACCCCCGGCGAGGGGCUGCGCCAACCUGACGCUGGUCCUGGACAACUGGAAAUUCGCCAUCACGUCCCAGCUGCGGAACCUGCUGCUGUCGGACCACCAGACCGUGCUGCCCGACUACGGCCGGAUCCCGGCGCUGUCGGGGGCCCUGGACGAGCUGUACCGGGAUUUCCGCGGCCUGAAGGAGCAGCUGGGCCGGCUCUCGGAUCGCUUCGCCCACCUCGAAGCCUCCGUGGAGCAGCUGAGCCGGGCCCGGGGCGCUGCAGCCCCCCCGCGCCGGGCAGGGAUCCCCCAGAGCCCCCGCAGGGCCCCCGGGAGCCCGCAGUGAGCGAGCCUCGCCCGGGCCCGGGGCGGGGGCGGCGGCCGGGGGGCUCCGCCAGGCUGGGGGGACGGGGGCAAGGCUUGGGGGGCUCGGGCUGGGGGCGGCAGAGGCAUCACCUGGGGG